Molecule: messenger RNA, 1279 nt
Organism: Varanus komodoensis (Komodo dragon)
Lineage: Eukaryota; Metazoa; Chordata; Lepidosauria; Squamata; Varanidae
Gene: TST
Product: thiosulfate sulfurtransferase
Exons: 2
Coding region: 184-1077 (297 amino acids)
Biological process (GO): transsulfuration
Cellular component (GO): mitochondrion
Molecular function (GO): thiosulfate-cyanide sulfurtransferase activity
Source: RefSeq, a predicted model, not a curated record
UCAGUCCAAAGUCCAGACAUGAAUAGAAAUGAAUGUGGCUCAACUUUGUUUCCCUGCCCCCUGUUAGUUGAUUGGUGGAGAAUCAGACACUGGAGCUUAGGGCUUUGGAGAGCCUCUCUUUUCUCCACAUUCCCAUCUGCUAGCUGAAGUCUCUCUUCAUCGAUCCACCUAGUCUUAGCUAAUAUGGUGCAGCAAGCAUUAUACAGAGCUCUGGUCUCCACCAAAUGGCUAGCAGAAGCUGUGAGGGCCAAUAAGAUUGGUCCUCAGCUGCGGGUGCUAGAUGCCUCCUGGUAUGAACCUGGCACAAGAGAGGCACAGAAAGAGUUCCAGGAACGGCACAUCCCUGGCACCUCCUUUUUUGAUAUUGAAGAGUGCAAAGACAAGUCAUCACCCUAUGAGCUCAUGCUGCCCAGUGAGAAACACUUUGCUGACUAUGUUGGCAACCUGGGCAUCAGCAACGACACACAUGUAGUUGUGUAUGACGGAGACCACUUGGGCAGCUUCUAUGCACCGCGGGCCUGGUGGAUGUUCAGGGUCUUUGGGCACCGAACUGUUUCAGUUCUGAAUGGGGGGUUCAAGAACUGGGUGAAGGAAGGCCACCCUGUGACAUCGGAGAUCACCCAGACGAAGCCAGCUGUCUUUAAAGCCACCCUUAACAGCUCACUCCUGAAGACUUAUGAGGAUAUUUUGCAGAAUAUUGAAUCCAAACGAUUCCAGUUGGUGGAUGCCAGAUCAGAAGGGAGAUUCCAAGGAACAGAACCUGAGCCUGGGAAGGCAGGGCUUGAACCAGGUCAUAUUCCAGGCAGUGUGAACAUGCCUUUUUUCAGUUUCUUAACUGAGGAAGGAUUUGAGAAGAGCACAGAAGAAAUCCGGAGGAUGUUUGAGGAGAAGAAAGUGGAUCUUGACAAACCAGUGAUUGCCACAUGCCGUAAGGGGAUCACAGCCUGCCAUAUUGCCCUAGCAGCUUACCUGUGUGGCAAACCUGAUGUGUCCGUUUAUGAUGGAUCUUGGUCAGAAUGGUUUCGUCGCGCCCCACCACAACAUAAAAUUUCUGAGUGGAAUCGCAGUAAGGCUUAAGCAAGGGAAUGUCUUCCCACCGUGCUUUUCCCUAUUCAUGCUAUGAAGUUUGGUUCUGUAUGAUUUCUAACAAUGAUCAAGAGUGGGGAUAUGGCUGAAGUUCCUGUUCCUUUGUGAUUGUCUAGUUGUCUAAUCCAGUGGCACUGUGACUGUUUUUUAUUUUCAUAAUCUGAUAAUUGAAUUAAACAGAGUCUCUGAUCAA